AAACGCAACUCCUGUGCAGACUAACGAACACAGGUCCAAGUCGACGACCUCCCGCUAGAGUCGCCUUCGCCAGAACCGGGCGUAAUGAUACAUUACAUCUCCUGCCCGCCAUCCGACCCAGCCAAGUCUAAGGGGACCAUCCUGCUCAUCCACGGCUUUCCUCAGACGUCCUAUCAGUUCCGUCGUGUCAUCACUCCCAUAUCGGACGCUGGCUACCACGUCGUAGUGCCGGACUACCGUGGCGCGGGUGAGAGCAGCAAACCAUGGACCGGCUACACCAAAGACAUCAUGGCCCGGGACCUCUACCGUCUUGUAACGGACCACCUGAGCAUCAAAGAUCCGAUCCAUGUUGUUGGCCACGAUAUCGGAGGCAUGGUAGCCCACGCGUAUGCCGUCCUCUUCCCCGACUCAACCGCCAGCGUCUGCUGGGGCGAAUGUCCGCUGCCCGGGUCGCAACCUUACCACGAGGUCAAAAGCACCAUGCCAUUCUUCCACUUCACCUUUCACUGCGUGCCAGAUCUCCCAGAACUGCUGGUCCAAGGUAAGGAGCGGAUCUACCUCAAGCAUUUCUACGAUCGGCACGGCCAGAACCCUAGCGCAAUUAGCACGCACGAUCUGGACGUCUAUGCUACAGCUUAUGCAAUGCCCGGGUCAAUGCGUGGCGGGAUGAACACGUACCGUGCGUUUGAGGCGGACGGCGAGAUGAACAACAAGUGGGUGAAGGAGAAGGGGAAGUGUAAGGUCAGAUGCCUGAAUCUGUGGGGCGCGCAGAGCUUCAGCGACGAGAAGACAGCCAUGACGAUGGCGGAGCCGUAUUACGAGGAGGUCGGCUUUGAGAUGGUGACAGGGGCUGGGCAUUGGAUCGCGGAAGAGAGGCCGGCUGAGUUCGUGGAGAAGGUGUUGAAGUGGGUUGAAAGUAAGUGAGAUCCAGUUGCGCAACUCUGCUCGGAUGGAAUGAGACGUCGAGGGUGAUCAUUGAACCAUAUUUCAGCGAUCCUUGUCAGUUCCAUGUGAAGCAUCAGUUCAUUUUUGCAGUGUCAAGCUCCUGCUCAUGGGUCAUCUGUCGAUGUCAGAUGCGCAAGUGGUAGGCAUGAAC
Molecule: messenger RNA, 1096 nt
Organism: Baudoinia panamericana UAMH 10762
Lineage: Eukaryota; Fungi; Ascomycota; Dothideomycetes; Mycosphaerellales; Teratosphaeriaceae
Exons: 1
Coding region: 85-924 (279 amino acids)
Molecular function (GO): hydrolase activity
Source: RefSeq, a predicted model, not a curated record